AUGGCUAACCCGCGUCCUAUAUACAGCCAAAAGCAUGGAGAUGACGGCCAGGACCAGAUAGGGUCGAUGGGUUCAACGCCUACCGGGAUCGCAACGCCGCAGCCCGAUCCAUCUGACAAGCGCGUCCCCGGGAUCAUGCCGAGUUUCUUUGCACAGGUUGGUGCUGGUUCCGAUUCUACUUCAAACCCUACCACUACCACCACCAGUAUACGACCUUCUUCCUCCUCCUCCUCUCCUCCUCCUCCUCCUCCUUCUCAUUCCAUGUCUUCUUCCUCCUCUUGUUCUACCCAUCAUACCCCAGGGAAGCAUAGUAGUAAUGAUGGUGUGGUUGCUGUUGGGGAUCCUUGCCAGCAGACCGGAGAGACACAACAGCAGGAAAUACACUCGGAUGCUCUGAAACCGCCUACUUCAACAUCACACUCCCCUCCACUCACUGAGUCGACCAAUCUAUUGGACCGUGGUUGUCAGAAAUCAGCACCUGUCAGCACACAUUCUCGUCCUGCCACCGCCCAGAGUCUCGAGGUGAUAUCGGACAAGGACUACUUCCUUGCCCCUUCAAAGCAUACAAGUAGCGGUGGCGGUGGCCGCGCUGAUGCUGAUGCUGGUGCUGUUGCUGUCAAUCCUUUACCGACUCCUCCCCGCUCCUCGUUCUGUUCCAUCGCCCAUAGAGACACUGAAGAGGCCGAGAAUGGUGCUCCAGAAGUUGAUACAGGAGUGAGCUCGGUUUACCGCGCCCUGAAGAACCUUAUAUUCUCCAAGUCCUCACAAAAGCAAAAGCCCAAACGACAUACCUCCUUUCCUGUCUCCAGUGUCUCCCCAGAUGCCGUUAUGGCUUCCCACUUUUCCAAACCUUCCCGUCCUUCCUCACAGUCACUAUCAAAACCCAACUCUCUCUCAUCUUCCUCCAAAUCCUCCUCCCAAAAUCAUAAUAACCACCUUCAUCAUCCCCACUCAAUCUCCAGCUCUUGCGAGGAUCUGGGAAAGCUGACAGACAGCGUGGCCGCGGGCCCGCGGACAAAGAACACACCUCCUCUCACCCCCCGUGCAAUGUCCAAUGAAACCGAUGCCGCAGAGAAGAGAGACCCUCCUAGGUCGAUAAUAGAGCAUUCUCCCCCUCACCAGGGUAACAAUACCCCAGACAGCAGCUCUCAGGGGGGAAGACACUCGACCGCCUCUUCGUCGAAUGCGCGGAAAAGCAAAUCAAACAAGCCUUCGGCCUCCUCUAGAUCCAGUGGAGCCUCAGAGGAAUCAGGCGUACCGGUAACCGCCUCUCUAAAGGGAAAACUAACCGUCAAAAUAGUUGAAGGACGUGGCCUUCGUCCUAGCGUUGAUCCGUAUGUCGUGUGCGUUUUUGAAUGGAACGAGUACAUCUCCAAGGGUGCAAAGCCAGAUGAGAAGGGUGGCCAGACUGCUAGCACGGCCGGUCAUGGGGCUGGUUCUAGAAACAGACUCGAAGCGCUGGGAUCGGUGCCAAUUCAGCGGUCGAACAGUGACUCCGGACGUCCAAUGGCCAUACCAAUGAAGAGUCGACAGAGUAGCCACAACAGCAUGAUGGAUGGAGGGCAUAGUAACGGGCCUAUUGAAGUGACUGAUCCACAGUGGAAUCACGAUGCCGUCUUUGACGUGCUUGGCCAUCAGUCGGAACUUGACGUGUCUGUUUAUGACCGUUCGAACCAUGAGGCCUUCCUCGGCCAUUUGAAACUAUCACUCCACCUAAAGGACGACCACACCACAUUGUCGGGAUGGUAUCCUCUCCAACCACUAGCCCAUGGUCAGGGCCCAGUGUCCGGAGAGAUAUACCUUCAGAUGAGCUUCCAGAAGACCGACAAAAAGCAGUUCGGUCCGAACGACUUCCAGAUUCUCAAGCUUAUCGGCAAGGGUACUUUUGGUCAGGUGUACCAGGUGAGAAAGAAAGACACUCAACGGAUUUACGCUAUGAAAGUAUUGUCGAAGAAAGUCAUAAUCCAGAAAAAGGAAAUUGCCCAUACUCUUGGGGAGAGAAACAUCCUUGUCCGCACCGCCAUGACGGAUUCUCCAUUCAUCGUUGGUCUGAAAUUUUCCUUCCAGACUCCUACGGAUUUGUACCUUGUCACAGACUACAUGUCGGGCGGUGAGCUGUUCUGGCAUCUCCAGAAAGAAGGGCGAUUCCUUGAAGCCCGCGCGAAGUUCUACAUUGCCGAAUUAAUCCUCGCCCUACAGCACCUUCACGACCACGACAUUGUGUACCGCGACCUGAAGCCUGAGAACAUUCUUCUUGAUGCCAACGGGCAUAUAGCUCUAUGCGAUUUCGGCUUGUCCAAGGCCAAUCUCACCAAGGAUGACACCACCAAUACCUUCUGCGGUACAACUGAGUAUCUCGCUCCUGAAGUCUUACUUAACGAGACCGGGUACACUAAAAUGGUCGAUUUCUGGUCCCUGGGUGUCCUUGUGUUUGAAAUGUGCUGCGGUUGGAGUCCCUUCUACGCCGAGGAUACCCAGCAAAUGUACAAGAACAUCGCGUUCGGCAAGGUUCGGUUCCCUCGUGACGCCCUCAGCGCUGAAGGUCGAAACUUCGUCAAGGGUCUGUUGAACCGCAACCCUGAACAUCGGCUUGGCUACCGGGAUGACGCUAAGGAACUCAUGGCACACCCAUUCUUCCAUGACAUCGACUGGGUCGUUCUAGCCAACAAGGGCGUUAUCCCUCCCUUCAAACCAACACUUACAUCUGUCAUGGAUACUUCGUACUUUGACCCCGAAUUUACCACUGCCCUGGAACAAUCUGCUUCCCUGAACGCGAGAGCCGCUGCAUUGGCGAAUGGGCUGAAUCCCGCUGGUACACCGCUGUCCCCCGGCAUGCAAGCUAACUUUAAAGGUUUCACUUUUGUCAACGAGAGUUCGAUGGAGCAUCAUAUGAACCAGGGUGAGAAUUACUCUAGUAAUACGGCCGACGACUACAUGGAGGAAGACUUCCCUGAGCAAUGGGCGCAACCUCAUAAAGUCAGUGGUGGUACUGGCAAGGCUGGCACAGGCCAUAGUGCUGGCCCCGACCAUAGCCAUCGCAUGAGCGGAGUUGAGCGCACAAGCACUGCAUCAAACGGCGAUGCUGAUGCGGGUAUCUUCCAUGACGACUAUCACUUUGAGAUGUGA
Trichophyton benhamiae CBS 112371 is the source of this 3126-nucleotide messenger RNA. RefSeq lists its product as uncharacterized. Gene Ontology annotation, molecular function: protein serine/threonine kinase activity; ATP binding. The coding region runs from base 1 to 3126 and encodes 1041 amino acids. The record is from RefSeq and is a predicted model, not a curated record. NCBI's taxonomy places the organism in Eukaryota, Fungi, Ascomycota, Eurotiomycetes, Onygenales, Arthrodermataceae. Gene Ontology annotation, biological process: protein phosphorylation. The transcript has 2 exons.